AAUAUAAAGAUGAAAUUAAAAGGGUCAAUAUUUAGGGAAUAUGAAUCCUUGUUGGACGCAGCUGUUAAAGGUGCUGGAGAAGCUGCGAUGAUAAUACUUGGAGUAAUCGCCGAUCUGAUAUAAUUUAUAGCCACAAUUUACUUCAUUAAUGGUGUUUAAUCUUGGUUGGGAACAUUAGUCGGUUAUACGGAGGAAGGAGAACUUUGGACCCUUGAAAUUAUCUUAGGAAAGGUUUUUAUACCACUGACAUACACCAUGGGUGUUCAAUGGGACGAGUGUGAAAAAGUCGGACGGUUAAUUGGGGUAAAAAACGUCAACGAAUUUGUUGCUUUUCAAAAAAUGGGUGAAAUGGACUUGUCUCCCAAGAAUAAGAUUAUAGCCACUUAUUCUAAUUGUGGAUUUGCCAAUCCUGGUUCUGUUGGUAUUAUGUUGUCGACUUUGGGUGCUUUUAUACCCAACAAAAGAGAAGAUUUGACCAGAUUAGUCUUUCGAGCUUUGCUGGGUGGAUGUUUUGUAUGCUUUAUGACGGCAUGCAUUUCAGGUCUAUGGACACCCUAAAACAUAUUAUAUUUUCGUUUUAAUUGAACUCUAACUAUGAACAAAAUUUACUUUUUAUAAAAAGUGAAUAUAAACGACAAUAGUGAUGUUUUUUAAAAAAAUUAAAAUAAAAAACUUAAAUAACA
Molecule: messenger RNA, 683 nt
Organism: Zophobas morio
Lineage: Eukaryota; Metazoa; Arthropoda; Insecta; Coleoptera; Tenebrionidae
Product: sodium/nucleoside cotransporter 2-like
Biological process (GO): nucleoside transmembrane transport
Cellular component (GO): plasma membrane
Molecular function (GO): nucleoside:sodium symporter activity
Source: RefSeq, a predicted model, not a curated record